ACAGUGUUGACACAUACGGGUAUUCAAAUCACAAAAGUUGUCAUCAUUUUGGCGGUCUUCCUCGUUUUUGCACACGUUUUACGAUGGCAAUGAAACGAGUGCGAUCACAAGAAGAAGGGAGCGACGUCAGCUACAAACGCAAGCGUCUCUUCGUCGUGGAUAAAGAAGCUCAAUCAGUGCUGGGUCGAGCGCAGUCUUUCUCUGAUCUAUCACCACGUCUUCGAUCUGUUGGCAUACUGACAAGUGGCGGAGACUCGCAAGGAAUGAAUGCGGCCAUUCGUGCAGCUGUUCGAGUUGCGAUGUUUAAGGGUUGCCACGUGUAUGGAAUCAAGGAGGGAUACUAUGGCCUUGUCAAUGACAUGAUAGACGAACUAGCAUGGAAUGAUGUCUCAGGCAUCAUGCAAUUGGGAGGCACAAUGCUGGGAACAGCUCGGUGCACUGAUUUCCGAAUGCGAGAGGGAAGACUGCGCGCAGCAAAGAACAUGGUAGCACACGGCAUAAGCAAUCUGGUCGUGAUCGGUGGAGAUGGCAGUUUAACUGGAGCAAACAUUUUCAGAGAAGAAUGGCCACAGUUGCUGGAAGAUUUAGUGAAAACAAAUGCAUUGAGAAAGCGGGACAUAGUUGGUCUUGAAUACCUCAAUGUUGUUGGUAUGGUUGGUUCGAUUGACAACGAUUUCUGUGGCACUGACAUCACAAUUGGCACAGACUCAGCUCUUCACAGGAUUGUAGAAGCUGGUGAUGCUUUGACUAGCACGGCUUCAAGUCACCAACGUUCGUUCGUACUUGAAGUGAUGGGAAGACACUGCGGAUAUCUUGCUUUAAUGUCAGCAUUAGCUUGUGCUGCAGACUGGGUGAUGGUUCCUGAGGAUGCACCGUCUGAGGGUUGGGAGAUGAACAUGUGUAAUGAGCUGAAACGAGCUCGUUGCAAUGGUCGUCGUUACAGUCUUGUUAUCGUCGCUGAAGGAGCUGUUGAUCGACAGGGAAAACCAAUCACAGCACAGGGUGUCAAACAGAUCAUUGAGAGUGUUCUUCAGCAUGACACUCGUAUUACGGUCCUUGGUCAUGUUCAACGCGGUGGAACACCAUCUGCAUACGAUCGCAUCUUGGGCUGUCGUUAUGGAGCCGAGGCUGUCUUGGCUCUGCUUGAGGCAACACCUGAAACAUCACCAUGUGUUGUUGCCAUGCAAGGCAAUCGAAUACAAAGACUUUCAUUGACAGAAUGUGUUGCAAAAACACUGAAGGUCAGUGAAGCUAUGAAACAGAAAGAUUACAGCAAGGCGCAAGAGAUACGUUCAGUUUCGUUUUCUAAGAAUUUGACACUCUUCAAGAGACUGAGAGGCACAAGACCUCCAGAUGCAAUUAACCAUCACCGACAUUUUACAUUUGGUGUCAUGAAUGUUGGUGCUCCGGCGUGUGGUAUGAACAGUGCGGUUCAGGCAUUCGUUCGUAUGGCCAAGUUUGAGGGUCAUAAAGUGAUGGCAAUUCACGAUGGCUUUAUUGGAUUAUUUGAUGGAAAGAUUGAAGAGUUUGAUGCAAUGUCUGUCAACGAAUGGUCCAAAGAUGCCGGUUCGCUGCUUGGCACAAACAGAGACACGCCCCUUAGUGUUGACAAGUCAUUGACUACAAUUGCUCGACACUUGAGUACAAAUGGUAUUCAAGGGCUUGUGAUCGUCGGUGGCUUUGAAGCAUAUCACAGCAUCGUUCAAUUGUCUGAGGCUCGAGAUCGUUUUGCAGAGUUUAGGAUUCCGAUGGUGUGUAUACCGGCAACGAUUAGCAACAAUGUUCCGGGGACGGACAUAAGUUUGGGUUCUGAUACGGCACUGAAUGCAAUAGUUGAGGCACUUGAUGUGGUAAAAAAAUCGGCGCGUUCUAAUCGUCGUCGUGUGUUUGUUGUCGAAACGAUGGGAGGCUAUUGUGGAUACUUGGCGACACUUGCAGGACUGUCUGGUGGUGCUGAUGCUGCCUACAUAUAUGAAGAAGACGUCACUAUUCAAGAUCUGCAGACUGACUUGAAGCACAUGAUUGGAAAGUUCAGAACCAAGCUUCUUCGUGGCACAAUCGUCAGAAACGAACGCUUCAACGAACACUACUCGACACAAUUCCUCACAUCAUUAUACAAUGCGGAGGGUCAGGGAAUGUUUAUUGCACGUGAACUGGUUCUUGGUCAUUUGCAACAAGGCGGCGCUCCCUCACCGUUUGAUCGCUGUCUGGGCACUAAGUAUGGUGUGCAAGCACUAGAGCAUCUCGUCAAACAAACAACAAGUUCUCUGAAAGAUGGAAUUGUAUCUGCCUCCAGUUCUUCUCAUGCUUGUGUACUUGGAGUUGUCGGCAAGAAAUCAACACUAACACCAGUGCAAGACCUCAAACCCAAAACAGACUUCAAGCAUCGAUUGCCACUGGAUCAGUGGUGGUUGAAGCUGCGUCCGCUCAUCAAAGUGCUGGCUAAGCACAAAAGCCAUCGAUUUGAAGGAGAACGUUAUCAACAGGAACGUGAUGGACCGGAGACAGAAUCUGAAGAGAGCAUGGAUCUCAUGUAGACACUUCCUACAGUCGGAGGUGACAGUCUAUAAUGAUAAAGUGUGUGUGUGUGUGUGUGUGUGUGUGUGUGUGUGUGUGUGUGUGUGUGUGUGUGUGUGUCACUGUGUGUGUACAGAAUUUUGUUUAUUAAACGUAUUAAUGUUGCUGUAUUAUUCUGGUUGAUGAAAUUAAUGUAUUACUGAGAAUUUAUAAUUUCUAUAUUUUCA
This is a messenger RNA of Corticium candelabrum, 2744 nucleotides long. RefSeq names its product ATP-dependent 6-phosphofructokinase, muscle type-like. Gene Ontology annotation, molecular function: identical protein binding; AMP binding; 6-phosphofructokinase activity. Gene Ontology annotation, cellular component: 6-phosphofructokinase complex; cytoplasm. Bases 84 to 2537 code for a protein of 817 amino acids. Gene Ontology annotation, biological process: fructose 6-phosphate metabolic process; canonical glycolysis; fructose 1,6-bisphosphate metabolic process. The record is from RefSeq and is a predicted model, not a curated record. The transcript has 19 exons. NCBI's taxonomy places the organism in Eukaryota, Metazoa, Porifera, Homoscleromorpha, Homosclerophorida, Plakinidae.